GGAGGAGGAGGAGGGGGGAGAGCAUGGACAAUGACGUCACCCGUGCAUGAUCACAAAUGAUACAGCCCUGUGAAUGACUUGUUGGAUUCUCCUCAGCAGAAACUUACUGCAUUUUAUCCGGAACAUCAGGAGCAGCUUGACCAGAGCUGUGCCCCCCUGCUGGUACUGGUAUAUCCCUGGGGAUGGCUGAGGGCCAAAGCAGCAACAGCUCCAUGAAUAUAUUGAAGCCUGAAAUACUGCACAAUUGCAACAAAAACUCAGAUGUGGCCGACAGAGGAGAAAGCAGCAAACGCUCCAGGGAAAUGACAGAAGGGCUUCAGACUGGAGAACUGCACAAGAGCAAAGAAAUGUCAGUGGACCGCAGAAACAACUCUGAGCAGGUGAAACAGUGUUUUCAAUCUGAUAUAAAUCCUGAGGGAAAAGCAAGCUCAGUUCAGGCAAGCAGCUCAUCCCCUGGACCCCCCUCCUCUGCACCUCCCUCUACUGGACCCUCCUACCCUGGACCCUCCUCCUCUGGACCUUCCUCCUCUGGACCUUCCUCCUCAGUACCCUCUUCCUCUGAACCCUCCAGUUCCCCGGAUGUUGUAAGUGCUACACAUGUUGAGGGGGCUGAAGCAGUGAGGAAGAAGAGGGAGGACGGCCCUUCAUCUUGUUGCCUGCUGAAGGAUAUGAAAAGAAUUCCACAAUUUGACAACAAGCUGGGACGUCUGGACUUCAGCAAAACGCACACUGUCCUCGUAGAUGUGGCCGUUUUCAACUGUGGAGCAGGACUUAUGCCUCAGGAUGGAAGAGACGUGUGGCACAGUGACUUUGUGAAAAUGCCGUAUUCUCAGUCGAGUUACAUGAAGACUGGAUUUGUGAUGCCAACCAACAAGGUUAGGUGGGAAGUGAUCUCCAAGCAGCUGAGCUCUCUGUCCAAGAAGACGACAGCCAGCGUCAAUGAUUUUGAGGAAGCUAUCAUCAAAUAUAACCCAAAGUACAAAGGUCAGUGGUCCUUUGAUGCCCUCUCCAGCUUCGUUAAGGCCAUCCCGAAAGGAGAUAAUUACUCACCCAAACUAUUUCAAAGGAUAGCUGAGCUGGCCUUGAGGCUGCCUGAGCUCGUGAAGAAGGCCGUCCCGCUGCUUAAGAGGGGACACACUGCAGCCAUCACCCUGUCGCAAACUCAGAUAGCCUGCCUGCUCGCCAAUGCAUUUUUCUGCACUUACCCUCACCGCAACGCCUCCGGUCCUAAAGCAGAGUACCACAACUACCCCUCCAUCAACUUCACCAGUCUGUUUGGUACCUCGUCGCCCCGGAAGAAGCAGAAGCUGAGGGCCAUCAUGCAUUACUUUCAGGAAGUCACAGCCAGGGAACCAACAGGACUGGUGACGUUUGAGAGACGCUGCCUCAAGGACACUGACUUACCCAACUGGGGAAGCUGUAACAAAAAGAUGUAUAAACUGCACGUUGCCUCACAUGGCACCAUUGAGAAUGAAGGAAAAGGAAUGCUUCAGGUGGAUUUUGCCUCCAGCUGGAUCGGUGGAGGUGUGCUGGGCUCAGGUCUGGUGCAGGAGGAGAUCCUGUUCAUCAUCAAUCCAGAGCUGAUCGUGUCCCGCCUCUUCACCGAGAAACUUGGGGACAAGGAGUGUCUGAUCGUUACAGGCUCCCAGCAGUUCAGCAAUUACUCUGGUUUCGGGGACACCUUUCAGUGGAAAGGCCCUCAUGAGGAGCGCCUCAACAGAGACGAGUGGGCUCGGCUGCAGAGGCAGAUCGUGGCAAUCGACGCUUUGCACUUCAGAAACAGAAGUGAGCAGUACAAUAUGAUCGAUGUCACACGGGAACUAAACAAGGCAUACUGUGGAUUUAAGGGUCAUCGGCCCGAUGAGCCCGACAUCGCUACAGGAAACUGGGGCUGUGGAGCUUUCAAUGGAGACAAACAACUCAAAGCUGUGAUCCAGCUGAUGGCAGCAGCACAGGCAAAGCGAAGUCUGGCCUUCUUCACCUUUGAGGAUGAAAGUCUGAAGCAAGGCCUGCAGCAGACGCACCACCUGCUGGUCACAGAAAGAAUUACAGUUGAGAAACUGUACAGACUCCUUGAAGACUACUGUGCCACUCAGCUAGCGCUCGGCAGUGGACAUGUGGAUCUGUUUGAGUUCAUCAGGAUCAACUUCAGCCCUUCCAGGAGUCUGCUGUGAGGACGGAUUCAUCCCCACCUCUGCAUCUGAAUUUUCACUUAAAUCUAAAAGGGACCUUUAAGUAAAAGAAAUGAAGAAGCGUCCGUAUUGAUUAAAGAUCAUAUUUUGCAAAUGUACCUUAUUUUGAUCGUUAAAAGCGUAGCGAUAGCCAGGAAAUCUGGGCAGAGAGAGAUAUGAUGUGUAACAACGAAGAAAGUACAUGGUUAUUGAACAAGGCGGUUUUCAAUGACAUGCCUUAAACAAGGCUUUAGAUCAAUUCAUCCAGAAGGUGUUUUUGAUUUAGUUUCUACACUUUGAUUUAUUCACUUUUUCUUGAAGCCAACUGGCCAAGUUGAGAAACUCAUAAAAAAUAAAAUGUCUUAGUGUGAAUCA
Messenger RNA from Notothenia coriiceps (black rockcod), 2546 nucleotides. It is a transcript of the gene pargl, whose product is annotated as poly (ADP-ribose) glycohydrolase, like. Lineage: Eukaryota; Metazoa; Chordata; Actinopteri; Perciformes; Nototheniidae. Gene Ontology annotation, molecular function: poly(ADP-ribose) glycohydrolase activity. The transcript is spliced from 19 exons. Gene Ontology annotation, cellular component: nucleus; cytoplasm. The coding region runs from base 183 to 2174 and encodes 663 amino acids. Gene Ontology annotation, biological process: nucleotide-sugar metabolic process; ATP generation from poly-ADP-D-ribose; regulation of DNA repair. The record is from RefSeq and is a predicted model, not a curated record.